AUGCCCGACCCCAGUCCUGAUCCUGUUCUGACUCAGACUCAGACUCAGGGACCCCAGACUCAGGACCCCAGACUCAGGACCCCAGACUCAGGACCUCAGACUCAGGGACCCCAGACUCAGGACCUCAGACUCAGGGCCUCAGACUCAGGGACCUCAGACUCAGGGACCCCAGACUCAGGACCCCAGACUCAGGACCCCAGACUCAGGACCUCAGACUCAGGGACCUCCAGACUCAGGGACCCCAGACUCAGGACCUCAGACUCAGGGACCUCAGACUCAGGGACCCCAGACUCAGGACCCCAGACUCAGGACCCCAGACUCAGGACCCCAGACUCAGGGCCUCAGACUCAGGGACCCCAGACUCAGGACCUCAGACUCAGGGACCUCAGACUCAGGGACCUCAGACUCAGGGACCUCAGACUCAGGGACCUCAGACUCAGGGACCCCAGACUCAGGGACCUCAGACUCAGGGACCUCAGACUCAGGGACCUCAGACUCAGGGACCCCAGACUCAGGGACCUCCAGACUCAGGGACCCCAGACUCAGGGACCCCAGACUCAGGGCCUCAGACUCAGGGACCUCAGACUCAGGGACCCCAGACUCAGGACCCCAGACUCAGGACCCCAGACUCAGGACCUCAGACUCAGGGACCUCAGACUCAGGGACCUCAGACUCAGGGACCUCAGACUCAGGACCUCAGACUCAGGGACCUCAGACUCAGGGACCUCAGACUCAGGACCUCAGACUCAGGGACCUCAGACUCAGGGACCCCAGACUCAGGGACCUCCAGACUCAGGGACCCCAGACUCAGGGACCCCAGACUCAGGGCCUCAGACUCAGGGACCUCAGACUCAGGGACCCCAGACUCAGGACCCCAGACUCAGGGACCUCCAGACUCAGGGACCCCAGACUCAGGGACCCCAGACUCAGGGACCUCCAGACUCAGGGACCCCAGACUCAGGGACCCCAGACUCAGGGCCUCAGACUCAGGGACCUCAGACUCAGGGACCCCAGACUCAGGACCCCAGACUCAGGGACCUCCAGACUCAGGGACCCCAGACUCAGGGACCCCAGACUCAGGGCCUCAGACUCAGGGACCUCAGACUCAGGGACCCCAGACUCAGGACCCCAGACUCAGGACCCCAGACUCAGGGCCUCAGACUCAGGGACCUCAGACUCAGGGACCCCAGACUCAGGACCUCAGACUCAGGGACCUCAGACUCAGGGACCUCAGACUCAGGUACCUCAGACUCAGGGACCUCAGACUCAGGGACCUCAGACUCAGGGACCUCAGACUCAGGGACCCCAGACUCAGGACCUCAGACUCAGGGACCUCAGACUCAGGGACCUCAGACUCAGGGACCUCAGACUCAGGGACCUCAGACUCAGGGACCUCAGACUCAGGGACCCCAGACUCAGGACCUCAGACUCAGGGACCUCAGACUCAGGGACCUCAGACUCAGGGACCUCAGACUCAGGGACCCCAGACUCAGGGACCUCAGACUCAGGGACCUCAGACUCAGGGACCUCAGACUCAGGGACCUCAGACUCAGGGACCUCAGACUCAGGGACCUCAGACUCAGGGACCCCAGACUCAGGGACCUCCAGACUCAGGGACCCCAGACUCAGGGACCCCAGACUCAGGGCCUCAGACUCAGGGACCUCAGACUCAGGGACCCCAGACUCAGGACCCCAGACUCAGGACCCCAGACUCAGGACCUCAGACUCAGGGACCUCAGACUCAGGGACCUCAGACUCAGGACCUCAGACUCAGGGACCUCAGACUCAGGGACCUCAGACUCAGGACCUCAGACUCAGGGACCUCAGACUCAGGGACCCCAGACUCAGGGACCUCCAGACUCAGGGACCCCAGACUCAGGGACCCCAGACUCAGGGCCUCAGACUCAGGGACCUCAGACUCAGGGACCCCAGACUCAGGACCCCAGACUCAGGGCCUCAGACUCAGGGACCUCAGACUCAGGGACCCCAGACUCAGGACCUCAGACUCAGGGCCUCAGACUCAGGGACCUCAGACUCAGGGACCCCAGACUCAGGGACCCCAGACUCAGGACCCCAGACUCAGGGCCUCAGACUCAGGGACCUCAGACUCAGGGACCCCAGACUCAGGGACCCCAGACUCAGGACCCCAGACUCAGGACCUCGACCCAGACUCAGGGCCUCAGACUCAGGGACCUCAGACUCAGGGACCCCAGACUCAGGACCCCAGACUCAGGACCCCAGACUCAGGACCUCAGACUCAGGGACCUCCAGACUCAGGGACCCCAGACUCAGGACCCCAGACUCAGGGCCUCAGACUCAGGGACCUCAGACUCAGGGACCCCAGACUCAGGGACCUCAGACUCAGGGACCUCAGACUCAGGGACCUCAGACUCAGGGACCUCAGACUCAGGGACCUCAGACUCAGGGACCCCAGACUCAGGGACCUCCAGACUCAGGGACCCCAGACUCAGGGACCCCAGACUCAGGGCCUCAGACUCAGGGACCUCAGACUCAGGGACCCCAGACUCAGGACCCCAGACUCAGGACCCCAGACUCAGGACCUCAGACUCAGGGACCUCAGACUCAGGGACCUCAGACUCAGGACCUCAGACUCAGGGACCUCAGACUCAGGGACCUCAGACUCAGGACCUCAGACUCAGGGACCUCAGACUCAGGGACCCCAGACUCAGGGACCUCCAGACUCAGGGACCCCAGACUCAGGGACCCCAGACUCAGGGCCUCAGACUCAGGGACCUCAGACUCAGGGACCCCAGACUCAGGACCCCAGACUCAGGGCCUCAGACUCAGGGACCUCAGACUCAGGGACCCCAGACUCAGGACCUCAGACUCAGGGCCUCAGACUCAGGGACCUCAGACUCAGGGACCCCAGACUCAGGGACCCCAGACUCAGGACCCCAGACUCAGGGCCUCAGACUCAGGGACCUCAGACUCAGGGACCCCAGACUCAGGGACCCCAGACUCAGGACCCCAGACUCAGGACCUCAGACUCAGGGCCUCAGACUCAGGGACCUCAGACUCAGGGACCCCAGACUCAGGACCCCAGACUCAGGACCCCAGACUCAGGACCUCAGACUCAGGGACCUCCAGACUCAGGGACCCCAGACUCAGGACCCCAGACUCAGGGCCUCAGACUCAGGGACCUCAGACUCAGGGACCCCAGACUCAGGACCUCAGACUCAGGGACCUCAGACUCAGGACCUUAGACUCAGGGACCUCAGACUCAGGGACCUCAGACUCAGGGACCCCAGACUCAGGGACCUCAGACUCAGGGACCUCAGGGACCGCAGCGACAGAAGAUUUCUUUCUGCAGCUCCAUGGGACAGUCCUGCGUCUGAGGAAGAAGACGGCAACAGCAACAUGGGACGGUGCGACGCCCUGGUGCUGCUCCUCUGCUGCCUCCCAAUCACAGUCGGCCUCCGCUGUUACACGUGUCUGUUUCCCGCCAUCUCUCCUCUGGACUGCUUCAAGUUCCCUCAGGAGUGUCCGGCCGGUCAGCGCUGCCUCUUCAGCGAAGCCACGGGACGGAGAGGAGCGCUGUCUGUCUCCAUGUAUGAGAAGAGCUGUGCCGUGCCGUCCCAGUGCGGGGUGAGCGGGCAGAAGUACUCCGCCGGCCUCUACUUCAACUACACCAACCUGUGCUGCGACACCGACCUGUGCAACAGCGCCCCCUACGGCCCAAGAGCCUCACUGCUGCCUCUGCUGCCCGGCCUGGUUCUGCUUCUCUACUGA
Molecule: messenger RNA, 3750 nt
Organism: Knipowitschia caucasica
Lineage: Eukaryota; Metazoa; Chordata; Actinopteri; Gobiiformes; Gobiidae
Source: the annotation of a GenBank genome assembly